Messenger RNA from Exophiala viscosa, 1774 nucleotides. Its product is annotated as NAD(P)-binding protein. The record is from RefSeq and is a predicted model, not a curated record. Gene Ontology annotation, molecular function: oxidoreductase activity. Lineage: Eukaryota; Fungi; Ascomycota; Eurotiomycetes; Chaetothyriales; Herpotrichiellaceae. Gene Ontology annotation, cellular component: mitochondrion. Bases 236 to 1399 code for a protein of 387 amino acids. The transcript has a single exon.
CCAACGCCUGUGAUGCCUAUGACGCGGGGAAUGAUCACCACCUAAUUUAAUGCCCCUCGUUGCACAGGCUGUUCCCACUGUUCUAACAUUCGCCUUGUCCAGACUUGCUAACCUUAUCCUAUCUGGAUGUAAGUCACAACUAAGCCAUUUGCGGGUGUUUAUUUGUCCUGCAGGUCAGGAUUCCACAGCGAGAGAUUUCCAGACCGGCAUUCUCGAUUGUUGAUGUGGAUUGGCUAUGUCACCAGGAGACAAUGACCGCUCGAAGAAGCCGUCGUGGCACAAUGAGCCAUCAGGUUCCAUGAUCGCAGCGAUAUUGAAUGAGAAUCCUUCUACAGAUAUACCACCGAAAGACAGUUUCACUUACAAGCAUGAUUCUCCACGACCGACUCUACCGUCACAAGAUUGGUGUCUCGUCAGAGUGAAAGCUGCCGGCCUCAACCGAGCAGAACUUCGAGGUCGAGCCGCCCUGCCGCCAGGACGUGCCGAGUUGAACAUCUUUCAGGACGAAUAUCAUGAAGCCCCUCCCAAGAUACUCGGCGAAGAAAUGGUUGGUGUUGUCGAGCAGGCAGGCUCCGAGACAAGCUUCAAAGCAGGAGCAGUCGUCACAGCCUUCAUCUAUGGCGGCGGUAAAGCCCACGAUGGCGCCUAUGCCCAGUACGCCAUCUGCCACAAACGGAGACUGUACCAGUUACCUUUCUCCGACGCAGACGACGUGGAAAAGAGAAUGGGUUGGGAGGUUCUCGGUGCUAUUCCAAUGAGCAUGUGGACUGCAUAUGGGAGCGUCUUCGAAGCUGGAAGGCUAGGUCAUCGAUGCAAGGGUAACAAGGAGGUCUUGCUGAUCCAUGGCGCAACUUCGAGUGUGGGCAUCUGGGCGAUACUUUUGGCGAAGGACAAAGGCUUCACCGUCGUCGCGACGACGAGGAAGGAGAACAAGAUUCAGCGAUUAAAGGCAGCUGGAGCCGAUCAUAUCAUUCUCGACCAAGACCUUGACCAGGAGAUUUCCAAAUUGUUUCCCGAUGGAGUCGACGUCGUCCUGGAGCUGGUCGGCCCGGAUGCUACUGAGCGAACACUAUGCCUGACCGCGCGAUACGGCAGCGUCGUGUGCACUGGCGUUUUGAGCAAGCAAUGGUCAGUCGAGGGCUUUACUCCAGCCAUAAUCCCGCCCUGUCGGAACCUGACAUUCUAUGGCAUGACGAACAGCGGGUGCUUGGGAUCUGACGACGAAGGUUUGGAUCAGGUCGAACCAAUGUUGAGCUACGUUAUUUCACAAGUCGAGGCCGGAAAGUUCAAGCGCGAAGUUUUCCUUGAUAAGGUCUUCGACCUAGAAGAUGUUGGCUCAGCACAUGAGUAUAUGGAGAACAAUCAGGCUGUUGGAAAAGUUGUGGUCAGAGUGCCUUGAGAAAUUCAAAGUCCUCGAUAUCGAUGCGGCCCGGCGAUAAUAUGCGACUGGCCACGGGUGUAUCCCGCGGGUCCUGAGAUGGGGUCCAAGGGUUGUUGAGCCGCUCCCAGGGGUGGGGGAUACCCCGUCUCUUCGACGAUCUAUCGGAAAGAUAUGGUUGACUAUCUGGAACACCUUAAAUGUGCACUUCUCACCUCGAAAUGCACAUACAACUCUCCAGAGCUUUAUCUAGGUAGCCUUGUUACGUCAUACCCCAGCCACGGUCUUGACAAUGGCUUUUCACUCCGUCAGCGAGUUGAUAGCACCUUUUUUGCCGCUCAUAGCGGCAGGGCUGGUGGUUAUCAUAGGUUUACUAGUGGUAAGUUCGCUGGAUUC